CCCCCCGUCCCGGCGGCGGCGGUGACGGGCACGGCCGGGGCCAGCGGGGCUCCGUGAGGGACAGAGGCCGGGACCGGGAGCUCACUGCAGCAUGGCAGAAGCCUCUGUCUCUCCACUGAAGCACUUUGUGCUGGCCAAAAAGACCAUCACUGCCAUCUUCGACCGGCUGCUGGAGUAUGUCACUGAGGGAGCAGCGUUUGUGGAAGCCACAUACAAGAACCCAGAGCUUGACCAUAUAGCAACAGAAGAUGAACUAGCAAAAAUACAAGCAUAUAAAAACAAGCUGGCAGUCAUUGGAGAAGUGCUCUCAAGGAGACACAUGAAAGUGGCAUUUUUUGGCAGAACAAGCAGUGGGAAAAGUUCAGUCAUUAAUGCAAUGCUGUGGGACAAGGUACUUCCCAGUGGGAUUGGCCAUACAACAAACUGCUUCCUCAGUGUGGAAGGGACUGAUGGAGAUAAGGCUUAUCUGAUGACAGAAGGAUCAGAUGAAAAGAAGAGUGUAAAGACCGUCAAUCAGCUGGCUCAUGCACUCCACAUGGAUAAGGAUUUGAAGGCUGGCUGUCUCGUCCACGUCUUCUGGCCCAAGUCCAAGUGUGCCCUGCUGAGAGAUGAUUUGGUUAUAGUGGACAGCCCUGGCACAGAUGUCACUACAGAACUGGACAGCUGGAUUGAUAAGUUCUGCUUGGAUGCUGAUGUGUUUGUCUUGGUUGCCAAUUCUGAAUCCACUCUCAUGAACACGGAGAAACAUUUUUUCCAUAAAGUGAACGAACGACUUUCCAAGCCAAACAUCUUUAUCCUCAAUAACAGAUGGGAUGCUUCUGCAUCAGAGCCAGAGUACAUGGAAGAUGUGCGGAGGCAGCACAUGGAGCGCUGUCUGACCUUCCUGGUCGAUGAGCUCAAAGUUAUUGAUCCUGUGGAAGCCAGGAAUCGCAUCUUCUUCGUUUCAGCAAAAGAAGUUCUGAGUGCCAGGACACAAAAGGCCCAAGGAAUGCCAGAGAGUGGUGGAGCACUUGCUGAUGGAUUUCAAACAAGAUUCCAAGAAUUUCAGCAUUUUGAGCAGAUAUUUGAGGAGUGUAUCUCGCAGUCAGCCGUGAAAACCAAGUUUGAACAGCACACUAUCAGAGCUAAACAGAUAAUAGAUACUGUGAAAGACAUUAUGGACACCAUAAACGUUGCAGCAGCAGAGAAAAGAGUCCAGUCCAUGGAAGAGAGAGAAGAUCAGAAGGACAGGCUGGACUUUGUGAGAAACCAGCUGAACAUUUUGACAGAAGACACCAAGGAAAAGAUCAAACGCGUUACUGAGGAAGUCGAAAACAAAGUCUCCUCUGCUAUGACUGAUGAGAUUUGCCGGCUUUCAGUUUUAGUUGAUGAAUUUUAUUCUGAUUUCCACCCUUCUCCUCAAGUAUUGAAGCUCUAUAAGACAGAACUGAACAAACACAUAGAAGAUGGUUUGGGGAAGAACCUGGCUGAGCGCUGCUCCACUGAAGUCAACCAGUCAAUGCACCAGUCCCAGCAGGAGAUGAUUGAAAAUCUGAAACCAUUGUUGCCUUCUAGUGUUCAGGAUCAGCUCCACUUGCUAAUUCCAUGCAGGAAGUUUGAUCUUAGCUAUGAUCUAAACUGUCAUAGCCUGUGUGCAGAUUUUCAAGAGGAUAUCAUGUUCCACUUUUCUUUGGGAUGGACUUCUCUUGUAAACCGUUUCUUGGGUCUUAAACAAGCUCAGAAAGUACUCCAGGGAUUAACAGAUCCAAACCUACAUAUCCCUCGUCCUUUAGCCAGCACCCCGUCUGCCGCCUUAACUCCCGACAGCGCGCCCCAGGAGGAGUUCAUGGUUCCCUUGGUGUUGAGUUUGGCCUCGCUGACAUCCCGGACCUCCAUGAGCAUCAUCAUUGUUGGUGGAGUGAUUUGGAAAACUGUAGGCUGGAAGCUGAUCUCGCUGUCGCUGAGCAUGUACGGGCUGCUGUACCUGUAUGAGAGGCUGACCUGGACCACGCGGGCCAAGGAGAGAGCCUUCAAGCAGCAGUUUGUCAACUACGCCACCGAGAAGCUGCAGAUGAUCGUCAGCCUCACCAGCGCCAACUGCAGCCACCAGGUGCAGCAGGAAAUGGCCACUACUUUUGCUCGGCUCUGUCAGCAAGUGGAUAUUACUGAGAAAAACCUGGAAAAAGAAAUAGCUAGGCUUUCCAAAGAAAUAGAUCAGCUGGAGAGCAUACAAAGCACCUCCAAGCAGCUGAGAAAUAAAGCCAUUCACCUCGAGAACGAACUAGAUCGCUUCACAAAACAUUUUCUUCAAAAGAGUAAAUAAAACAUCAUUGUGAACCUU
Molecule: messenger RNA, 2320 nt
Organism: Melozone crissalis (California towhee)
Lineage: Eukaryota; Metazoa; Chordata; Aves; Passeriformes; Passerellidae
Gene: MFN1
Product: mitofusin 1
Exons: 18
Coding region: 92-2302 (736 amino acids)
Biological process (GO): mitochondrial fusion; mitochondrion localization
Cellular component (GO): mitochondrial outer membrane
Molecular function (GO): GTPase activity; GTP binding
Source: RefSeq, a predicted model, not a curated record